Cajanus cajan (pigeon pea) is the source of this 1827-nucleotide messenger RNA. RefSeq names its product protein DETOXIFICATION 56. Gene Ontology annotation, biological process: xenobiotic detoxification by transmembrane export across the plasma membrane. The record is from RefSeq and is a predicted model, not a curated record. Lineage: Eukaryota; Viridiplantae; Streptophyta; Magnoliopsida; Fabales; Fabaceae. Gene Ontology annotation, molecular function: xenobiotic transmembrane transporter activity; antiporter activity. Gene Ontology annotation, cellular component: membrane.
UUGAGAAACAAUUCCCACAAACUCGAGCACUCAACCUAUAGCAAUUUCAUAUAAAAAAACAAAUACGCUAGUGGAACCUUGCAACAACCUCAGCAAAAAUGUCAGCAUCAUCUAAACAAGGAGAGAAGCAAAGCACCAACGAUAAGGCCAACCGACCCCCAUCAAAUACUCAAAAAUGUCCAUUCAAUGUGAAGAUGGUGCUAGAGGAGCUAAGACUUCAACGAGGGAUAGCCCUUCCUCUUGUGGCCAUGAACAUUGCUUGUUUCGCCAAGACAGCCAUAACAACAGCUUUUCUUGGCCACCUUGGUGAGCUGAACCUAGCCGGUGGCGCACUCGGCUUCACUUUUGCUAACGUCACUGGCUUCUCUGUCUUGAACGGUCUAAGCGCUGCCAUGGAACCAAUAUGUGGACAAGCACAUGGAGCCAACAACGUGAGGCUCCUUCACAAGACCCUUCUCAUGACAACCCUGUUGUUGCUCUUGGCAUCACUCCCCAUAUCUUUCUUGUGGCUUAACGUUGACAAGAUUUUAGUUCGUUUUGGCCAACAAAAAUAUAUCUCAACCGUGGCAAGAACAUAUGUUUGUUAUCUCAUACCAGACUUGUUGGUCACCUCGUUCCUUUGUCCCUUGAAAGCCUACCUCAGCUCUCAAUGCAUCACUCUUCCAACCAUGUUUAGUUCUGCUGUGGCUCUAGCCUUUCACAUACCCGUUAACAUGGUAUUAUCCAAAUCCAUGGGGCUCCGAGGAGUUUCAAUUUCGGUUUGGGUGACUGAUCUCAUGGUUGUGAUUCUUCUGGCCACUUAUGUUGUGGUUCUUGAAAGAAGAAAUGGGAGGAGGAUAGGAGGGUGGUGGGAUCAGAAUAUGAUGGAUUGGAUUAGGCUAAUAAAGCUUUGUGGUUCAUGCUGCCUCAACACUUGCCUUGAGUGGUGGUGUUAUGAGAUUCUAGUCUUGCUCACUGGUCACUUGUCUAAUGCUAUGCAAGAAGUGGGGGUUAUAGCCAUUGUGUUGAACUUUGACUACUUGCUUUACUCGGUGAUGCUUUCUCUAGCAACUUGUGUUUCCACUCGUGUGUCCAAUGAGCUUGGUGCUAACCGAGCUGGUUAUGCUUAUAAAUCAGCACGAGUGUCUUUGGUGGUGAGUGUUAUAUCAGGUUGUGUUGGUGGUUCCAUGAUGGUGGCUGCUAGGGGGAUUUGGGGGAAUUUGUUUAGCCGUGACAAGGGGGUUAUAAAGGGAGUGAAGAAGACAAUGUUGUUGAUGGCUCUAGUGGAAGUGUUUAAUUUUCCAGUGGCAAUUUGUGGAGGCAUAGUACGAGGAACUGCAAGACCAUGGUUAGGCAUGUAUGCAAAUCUUGGUGGAUUCUAUUUGCUGGCGGUGCCACUGGGUGUGAUUUUUGCCUUCAAGCUUCGCUUAGGACUUGCUGGACUUAUUAUAGGAUUCUUGAUUGGUGUUGUUACUUGCUUGAUUUUGUUGUUAAUGUUCAUUGUGAGAAUAAGUUGGGAGGAAGAAGCUACCAAGGCACAAACAUUAGUAUGUGCCACACAGGUAGAGGAAAGUCCCGCAAAUGAGGUAAGUGAAAGUAUUGAAGACCAUGAGAAUGAUCAAGUGUGCAAAGAAACUCUGUCAUCCCAAAUUCUUGUUAGUGAGGAGAAGUUAGACACGCUAGAACCCGUAAAUAAAAUCAAGAGUCAAAUCCGGUGAUCAUAUUCCCGUGUGUACAAUUUGUUAAGUCCCUUGUCAAUCCGAUUCUGAGUGUUUGUAAUAAUCCUGAAUAUCAUUGCUAGUUGUAAUCCUAGUAACGAAUGUAGUGAGAGUUCAGAUUUAAAAAUUA